CGCGUGGUUCACACCAACGCAACACGGACCGACAAGCCCGACGGCACGGGCAUGUACUUGCACGGAUCGAACAAUGGGAUCACGCCGCCCAUCUCACUGGCUGGCCCAACAUCAACAGACCAUCAAUUGACGUCGUCCCUCACAGACACGCUCAGGCAGUGGAAUUUGUACGAAAGCGCCGAGGGAAGCCUUCGCCGUGAAAAUGCGCUGGAGCUCGUUGGUGCAUGGGUGGAGCAAUGGGCUCAAAAUGAAGCAACGAAACGAGGGCUGGUUGUGGAUGCAACGUCGCUGACUCAGAUUCGCACGUUUGGAUCGUAUCGCUUGGGAGUUCACAGUCCGGAAGCUGAUAUCGAUACGCUAUGCCUCGCUCCUCGCCACUGUUCCCGCUUGGGGUUCUUCACGUCGUUCCCAUUGCUACUCAAGCACCAAGCGCAAGUCACGUCGGUGCAUUCGAUCCCUGACGCGUAUGUGCCCGUGAUCAAAUUCCAAGUGUUGGGCGUCGCAAUCGAUCUCCUUUUCGUCGCUCUGGACGUUGCGAGUGUUCCGGAAGACAUCGAUCUGCUCGACCCGAAGACUCUACGUGACGUUGACGAGCCGGGUGUGCGGAGUUUGAACGGUUGCCGCGUGGCUGAAAUGAUCCUGCAACUUGUCCCCAACCUGGACCAGUUCCGCUUGACGCUGGUGGCAGUCAAGCAUUGGGCGCGCAUGCGAGGCAUCUACUCGAACGUGCUGGGCUUCCUCGGAGGAGUCAACUGGGCCAUCCUCGUCGCUCGCGUGUGCCAAUUGUACCCCCAGUCCCUUGCGGGAACGCUUCUGACCAAAUUUUUCCGCGUUUACCACCAAUGGAUCUGGCCAAAUCCCAUUUUGCUCAACAACAUCAUGGACGACGAUGGCAAGCAUGCGGAACUCCACCAUCUCCAGUCGUGGAAUCCCAAGUUAUACCCUCGGGACCGGCUCCACCUCAUGCCCAUCAUCACCCCGGCAUUUCCCGCCAUGAACUCGUCCUACAACGUCCUGGAUUGUACGUUGCGCCUCAUGCAGGCAGAGUUCCGGCAGGCGGCGACGGUGUGUGUCGACAUUGAGCUCCAGAGCCUGCCAUGGGAAGAGCUGUUCCUUGAAUCGUCGUUUUUUAACCGGUGGGAGCACUUUCUCCGCAUCGAUGUUUCGUCCGAUCCGGCGCAUUUCACGUCGUGGUUUGGCUGGGUUGAAUCCCGACUGCGCUCCCUGUUUGGCCGGUACGACAAAGGCGCGUUUCAUUCGAAUGCUUUAGCCAGCACGGAUGACUAGACUGGAGCAAAUGGAAGAUGUCGACAUCGCUCCGUUCGCGCGCUUCUACGACAUCCCCACCGACGAUCAGACUGAUACUGCUACCAGUAGCACCAGCACUGGCGUAACGUCGUCGAGCUGCUUCGUGGGGCUUGCGUUCCACUUGCCCGACAAUGCGCAGCGGUUUAGUGUGGAUUUCACUGCCGCCGUGCAGGAAUUUGCGGCUGUGUUAGAUCUGUGGCCGCAGCGAACAAGCGACAUGGACCUCCAAGUGCAUUACGUGCGGAGGACCCAGCUCCCGCGAUGGAUCGCACGACCGUCGACGGAGCAGCUUGGCGUGGUGAAUGGCAAGAGGCGGACGGAUUGCGUCACCGACGAUUCCACGCCACACACGCAUUCACCCAAGAGAAGGAAAGGUACGUUGCAUCCUUCGUCGAGAUAGAUGAUAAUGUGUAGCUCAAUGCACGUACUUCGUCUGUCAUUGUCCUCCUUCCAUGGCGACGGCGUCGGC
Messenger RNA from Aphanomyces invadans, 1777 nucleotides. RefSeq lists its product as hypothetical. Gene Ontology annotation, cellular component: nucleus. Gene Ontology annotation, molecular function: poly(A) RNA polymerase activity; RNA binding. The coding region runs from base 52 to 1287 and encodes 411 amino acids. The record is from RefSeq and is a predicted model, not a curated record. The transcript has 9 exons. NCBI's taxonomy places the organism in Eukaryota, Oomycota, Saprolegniomycetes, Saprolegniales, Verrucalvaceae.